Messenger RNA from Capsella rubella, 366 nucleotides. RefSeq lists its product as uncharacterized. The transcript has 3 exons. NCBI's taxonomy places the organism in Eukaryota, Viridiplantae, Streptophyta, Magnoliopsida, Brassicales, Brassicaceae. The coding region runs from base 1 to 366 and encodes 121 amino acids. The record is from RefSeq and is a predicted model, not a curated record.
AUGGUUCCAAGAAUAUUACAUGAAUGGUUAACAUACAUGGUUUCAAAAGUUUCUGGAAAGUACCGCUUUCGAAAAUCAGCAGAGGAACAAAACAUUCCUAUUGCUGCUACUACUUUAACAUCACAUGGAAAGCCGAGCUUGGAAUCUCGUAAACUAAAGGGAAUAAGAUUCACUGACUCGAGAGGUCGAGUAGACUUUGUCUUUGUGGACAAUGAAGCACAAGGGAUAACAAAUGAAUCACAAGAGAUAACAAAUGUCUCUAGUACUACAUCACAAGAACUUCCAUCUUCAUCCUUUUCACAUGCUACUUUAACAGCACAUAGCAAUGAACGUUCGAAUUCACUACGAUCUAUAGUUAUUCAGUAG